Messenger RNA from Penicillium chermesinum, 1608 nucleotides. RefSeq names its product putative lysophospholipase. The record is from RefSeq and is a predicted model, not a curated record. Gene Ontology annotation, molecular function: protein binding; asparaginase activity. The coding region runs from base 1 to 1608 and encodes 535 amino acids. Lineage: Eukaryota; Fungi; Ascomycota; Eurotiomycetes; Eurotiales; Aspergillaceae. The transcript is spliced from 4 exons.
AUGGCUUCCCCAGAAAAUACCCUCCCCAUUUUGGGAGACAAGCCCCGAGAGGCGAUCCUGGAAUCCCGCGUGUUGAUCAUCAUGACUGGCGGAACUAUAUGCAUGCAGCAAUCUCCAUCGGGCUUUGUACCUGCCCGAGGCUUCCAAGACAAGUGUAUGGCCCGGGUGCCCUCAUUCAACGAUGGCUCUGAGCCCUUAUCGAUGGAUGUGGUAACUACUGCCGCAGGGACCGUCAAGGAGCAUCAGAGCUUACGGACUCCCGUGACCGCAUACGGCCGCCGCGUGCGCUACACCGUCUAUGAGUUUGAGGAGCUGCUGGACAGUAGUUCGAUUGAUGCAAAGGGCUGGGCGGAGAUUGCCCAGACCGUAUUCCAGAAUUACACUCUAUUCGAUGGAUUUGUAAUUCUCCACGGCACCGACAGCCUGGCAUACACAUGUUCCGCUCUCAGUUUUAUGCUCCAGAAUCUGGGCAAGCCGGUUGUGCUCACAGGGUCCCAAGCGCCCAUGCUGGAGCUGCAAAAUGACGCGACUGACAACCUGCUUGGUUCGCUGGUCGUAGCGGGCCACUUCAUGAUUCCCGAAGUGUGUCUGUACUUCAACAACCGGCUCUUCCGGGGAAUCGCGAUUACGACGUCGAUGCGGACCAAUGUGAACUGGGACAUGGUGCACCGGCCUACCAGCCUCGAUCAUUUCCGUAUCCACACCAAUCUUGACACGACCCAUGUCGCGUGCCUACGUAUCUUCCCCGGAAUUAAGCCUGAAAUGGUCGAUGCUGUGCUGAAGCUGAAUGGGCUGCGUGGCCUCAUCCUGGAGACCUUUGGUGCUGGCAAUGCGCCCUCGGGCCAGGAUAAUGCCAUGAUUAACGUCCUGGCCAGUGCUAUUCAACGAGGAAUCGUUAUAGUCAACAUUACCCAAUGUCUUACAGGAAGUGUCAGCCCCGUCUACGCGACAGGCAUGAGUCUCUCCCGGGCGGGCGUAGUAGCCGGCCUCGACAUGACUACUGAGGCAGCCCUAACCAAGCUUGCCUAUCUCCUGGCCUUUCCAGACGCCACCCCUGAGUCCGUCGCCAAGGACAUGUCGAUCUCCCUCCGCGGCGAACUGACCGAAUCCUCGCAGCCCGUCUUCCGUCAUCCGGACGGGGCUCUCCCUGAACGCGUGCAGACCCUCACCGCAAUGGGGUAUGCUAUUGCGCAAGGCGAUCUCGAACGAGUCAAAACGAUCCUCAAUGUGGAACGCCACUGGCUACUCAAUGAUGCCGACUACUCCGGCAAUACCCCCAUCCACCUAGCGGCGACCUCGCCGUCCAUCUCGAUCCUCCACUUCCUGCUCUCACACGGAGGGUCGGUGCACCUGCGGAAUCGCAAUGGCCGCACGCCAUUGUUCCUGGCGGCCAAUGCUGGCCUGUCAGAUCAUGUGCUCCUGCUCCGCAAAUCUGGCGCCCACUUGCACUCGGAUGAGCUCCCCGCCGCAGAGCUUCUGGCCCGCCGAAAACCUGGGGUUUGGGGCCUGGCCGGGAUCGACCCGUGCGAAAACAGUCAGCGGGAGCUUGAGGAGAAUGAGAGCAGUGGUGACCGCAGUCGGUGGAUGAUGGCUGGAUCUGCCCCAUGA